GAGUUUUUGAAAAACAAACUCGAAAAAAAAACGAUUUUCUCUGGCAAUUUUAUUCGAAAUUAUUUUUUUUAAAAAAUAUAUAUAUAUAUUUUUUUUACUAAUUUGCAAUGAUAUAAAAUUUGAGCGAAAUUGAAAUUAUUAUAUAGAAAAUUAAUUUAGAGUUAUUUUAGCGAUGGAUAAAUACAAAUCAUUUUAUGGAAUUUUAUUAAUCAUUAUAAUUUUAUUGAAUUUUGUAUCUGUUUGUGCGACAAAUUCAGGCCCAAAAAAAAGUAAAGGCACUGAUGGAAGUGUUGACAGUGGCAGUAGUACAAAAACUACUAAAAGUGGAGACGAAGCAACUCCCAAACCAACAGAUACAAAAUCAUCAAAGCCUUCGGAAGGGGGAGCCCCUCCAGCAUCGUCACCGGAAGGAGGGAGCCCUCCAUCAAGUCCAGCAGCUACUUCAGUUUCGCCCCCAGAAGGAGGAACAUCGCCUCCGGAAGGAGGAGCCCCUGGAGCUCCAUCGACAUCACCUCCAAAAGGAGGUGCAUCCCCUCCGGAAGGAGGAGCCCCUUCAACAUCACCUCCAAAAGGAGGUGCAUCGCCUCCAGAAGGAGGAACGCCUUCAACAUCUCCUCCUGUUGGAACAACUCCGGGAGGGGAAAACAAUGCAACAAUACUUGCAUAUGUUCUUUUCUCAAGUUCUCCUAGCACCACAACAGUAGGUAGACCAGAAGUUAAAGGGUUAAUAUCAUUAUAUCAGCCACCUAAUGGAAAUACUGUAGUUACAGGACAUAUAGGUGCAAUACUUAAUAGGAUAAAUGGAAAUUAUAAGUUUACUAUUAAAGGUGGUGAUGGUACCAUUUUAUAUGAUUGUACUGGACGGGUUAAUCCUUUAUUUAUUGGUCAGGCUUCUUUAUUCAGUUUCACAUGGAAUGAAAUUAAAUUAUCUGGUCCUAAAUCUGCUAUUGGAAACCAUUUUGAUAUUGAAGAAUCUGGAGGGACACUUGUAAAUGGCCUGAUAGUAGAGGAAUUUAAAAAUUGAAAUAAUUUUUUUUUUUAAAUUUAAUAAAAAAAACUAUUAGAUAGUUAAAAAUUGUAAUUUUAUUUUAUUAAAAUAGACUUGUAUAAUAAAGUAAUAAGCUUA
Messenger RNA from Rhizophagus irregularis DAOM 181602=DAOM 197198, 1126 nucleotides. RefSeq lists its product as uncharacterized. The record is from RefSeq and is a predicted model, not a curated record. Lineage: Eukaryota; Fungi; Glomeromycota; Glomeromycetes; Glomerales; Glomeraceae.